AUUUUUUUCAAAAAGGAGGUUCCUCGUAGGACUAGCUGAUCUUGUUUAUAAGCUCCACCAUCAUCUCAUUAUCCACCUACCCCUUUGUAUUCACAGUCCCCAUUCUGAUCAUCAACACAAAAACCAUGAAAAUUAAAGGUGCAGAGUUUAGCCAGUGAAACCCUAGACAGCCCCAUCCCAAACUCUAAAACAAGACCUAGCAAGCUUCAGAAAUGUUGCCACCAACAAUGAUGAGCCAGCAGAUGUGGGCAACAAUGGGCUCAACCCUAGCAAGCUUCAUGUUCAUCUGGGCAAUCAUCCGCCAGUACUGUCCGUACGAACUCCGCCACUUCCUGGAGCGAUACUCCCACAGAGUCACCGGCUACUUCUACCCCUACAUCGAAAUUUCCAUCCACGAGUUCACCGGCGAUCGCCUCAAGCGAAGCGAGGCCUACUCCGCUGUGGAGGCCUACCUCAGCUCCAACACCUCCAAGAGCGCCAAGCGGCUCAAGGCGGAGAUGGUGAAGGACAGCGGCAACCUCAUCCUCAGCAUGGACGAGUACGAGAGAGCGACGGAUGAUUUCAGGGGGACCAAAGUCUGGUGGGUUUUGUUCAAAUCCGUGUCCCCUGGCGGGAGAUCUAUGUCCAUGGCCUAUUAUCCCGACCAGGAGAAACGAUUUUACAAGUUGACUUUUCACAAAAAGUACCGGGACAUAAUCACGGUGGACUAUUUAAACCAUGUCGUUAAUGAAGGGAAGGAGAUCCGUGUAAGAAAUCGGCAGAGGAAGCUGUACACAAAUAGUCCGGGGUACAAAUGGCCGAGCUACAAGCAGACGAUGUGGAGCCACAUUGUGUUCGAGCACCCGGCAACGUUUGAGACAAUGGCGUUGGAUCCGGAGAAGAAGAAGGAGAUCAUCGAAGAUCUGGUGACUUUCAGCAAAAGCAAGGACUUUUAUGCAAGGAUUGGGAAAGCUUGGAAGAGGGGUUACUUGCUGUACGGUCCUCCGGGGACCGGGAAGUCCACGAUGAUAGCCGCGAUGGCGAAUCUGUUGGGGUACGAUAUUUAUGACUUAGAGCUCACCGCAGUGAAGGACAAUACGGAGCUGAGGAAGCUUUUGAUUGAGACGACGAGUAAGAGUAUUAUUGUGAUCGAGGACAUAGACUGUUCGCUUGAUUUGACAGGGCAGAUGAAGAAGAGGGGGGCGGCGGAGAAGGGUUUUCUGGAGGAGGAGGUGAAAGGUGGAGGAGCCUGGAAGGAGCGGAUUAAGGAGCCGAAAGAGGAAGUGUACGGCGGCAGCAGCAAGGUGACGCUUUCGGGGCUGUUGAACUUCAUUGAUGGGUUAUGGUCUGCUUGCGGAGGUGAGAGGCUGGUUGUUUUUACUACUAAUUAUGUUGAGAAGCUUGAUCCAGCAUUGAUUCGGAGGGGUAGAAUGGACAAACACAUUGCCCUUUCUUACUGUACUUUUGAUGGGUUUAGGGUUUUGGCCAAGAAUUACUUGAGGAUUGAGAGGCAUGAGACGUUUGAUGAGAUAGAAAAGCUGAUGGGAGUGACGAAAAUGACCCCGGCCGACGUUGCUGAGAAUCUCAUGCCAAAGUCACCAAAUGAUGAUCCGGAGAAAUGUCUUUUGAAUUUUAUCCAAGCUCUUGAGGAAGUGAAGGGGGAAGCUGCAAAGAAAAAAUAUGAGGAGAUCAAAGAGAUUGAUACAAGCAAGGAGGAUGAGGUGGCGGUCGAGGAGGAGGAGGGAGGAGGAAACAAAGAGGUUGAAGGUAAGAGAGAUUUGGUUGCCAAUAUAAUUAGGGCAGCUAGGGCAAGUGGGUGAUUAUUUGGGGUUUUUGAGUUUGAUGAUGUCAAUUAAGAUUACUAAUCUCAUUAUUUGGAUAAAAAAAGUUGAGAGUUCAAGCAAAAA
Molecule: messenger RNA, 1886 nt
Organism: Pyrus x bretschneideri (Chinese white pear)
Lineage: Eukaryota; Viridiplantae; Streptophyta; Magnoliopsida; Rosales; Rosaceae
Product: AAA-ATPase At3g28580-like
Exons: 1
Coding region: 213-1799 (528 amino acids)
Molecular function (GO): ATP binding; ATP hydrolysis activity
Source: RefSeq, a predicted model, not a curated record